Molecule: messenger RNA, 6652 nt
Organism: Acanthochromis polyacanthus (spiny chromis)
Lineage: Eukaryota; Metazoa; Chordata; Actinopteri; Pomacentridae
Product: ankyrin repeat and SAM domain-containing protein 1A
Exons: 27
Coding region: 398-3928 (1176 amino acids)
Cellular component (GO): cytosol
Molecular function (GO): protein binding
Source: RefSeq, a predicted model, not a curated record
GUCUGCAGCAGCUCGGGCGGCGGUGGUUGGGCUUCUCUCUCUGAGUGUGUAUGUGUGUGUGAAGGUUUUUGGAUUGGAGAUGCAGAAAGAAAGGGCAGUUUCAAGGAAGUGACGGACGACGCUCGGGGGACUGGUCAGAGGAAGUUUGUUCGAUGCUGGUGCCGAGCCGCUGAACCAAACUUUUCCCCCGUUGAGCGCCAGCAGCACCGUGGACCGGGACGGACGGACCCAGCGGCGGAGAGGAGCUUUUGUUUCCUCCUCCUCACACCAGCAGGAGUAACUUGAGGCUGGGAGAACGAGGGGUCGCACAGGAAUUUCACUCCCACAAACCAAACCCCCCUUUUUCCUUCUUCUUCCCCGCGCCUCCUUUUGGGCUUUUUUUUUUCUUGGAUACGCGAUGGGAAAGGAGCAGGAGCUUCUUGAGGCGGCUCGGACAGGAAACCUGGCCGCGGUAGAGAAGCUUUUAUCCGGAAAGCGACAGUCCGCUGGCGGAUCGUCUGGGACCGGUGGAAGCGGCAACAGCGGCGGCCACGGCGCCUCCUCUCAUCCGCUCUCCAGUCUGCUCAGUAUCUGGAGAGGCCCCAAUGUGAAUUGUGUGGACAACACUGGAUACACCCCUCUCCACCACGCCGCCCUUAAUGGACACAGCGACGUCGUGGAGGCGCUGCUACGAAACGAGGCCUUGACCAACAUCGCGGACAACAAGGGCUGCUACCCUCUACAUCUGGCUGCUUGGAAGGGAGAUGAGCAUAUCGUAAAACUCCUCAUUCACCAAGGACCCUCGCACCCCAAACUCAACGAGCAGAGCUCUGUAGACCAUAAAGAGUUCAAACGCUGUGGGCCCUUUGACCCCUAUAUUAAUGCCAAGAACAAUGACAACGAGACGCCGCUGCACUGUGCCGCCCAGUAUGGCCACUCUCGGGUGGUGCGGCUGCUGCUGGAGGAACUGACGGAUCCCACCAUGAGGAACAACAAAUUUGAGACUCCACUGGACCUGGCUGCGCUGUACGGCCGUCUGGAGGUAGUCAAGCUGCUGCUCAGCGCCCACCCCAACCUACUAAGCUGUAACACCAAGAAACACACACCGCUGCAUCUGGCCUCUCGAAACGGACACCUGUCUGUGGUGGAGGUGCUACUGGAUGCUGGCAUGGACAUCAACUAUGAGACGGAGAAAGGCAGCGCCCUCCACGAAGCAGCCCUGUUUGGGAAGACAGAUGUGGUACAGAAACUUCUCAGUGCAGGUAUCGAUGUGAACAUUGUCGACCAGAAGGGCCUGACAGCGCUGGACAUUGUCAAGGACGUGCCCUCUAAAAAGACCAGAGGAAUAGCUGCUUUCAUCCUUGGUCACAUGACUGGAAAACCCCCCGACAUUGACCUCCCUCCUCCACCAGUUCCUCCACCUCAGGAGAGUCCCAGCCCGAGGAAAAAGGGAGAUCUGGAGAAGGUGAGCGAGUUAAUCUCGGGGCUGGCUCCGGGGCCUGAGGAGGAGAGCCCGUAUGAAGCUUUGUUUGAAGCCACUUCCUGCCACUCUUUGGACAGCCUCACCAGCGGCAAAUCCUCUGACAGAGACUCAGGACGGCCUGAUAGUGAAGCUGGAAAGAAAGAUCGUCUGGUCCAGUCAACACACCCAGGCCCUGGUCACGAAGAGGAGGUGAGCUCAGAGGCUCUGUAUACUAGCAGCAACAUUGAUGAGAGAGGAGAGCCUGUGGAGGAGGAAGAGGAUCACACAUAUGAGCUGUUGCUGACUGCACAGACCAAAGUCCCACCGCCCAGCCAGGAGUCCCAAUCCCAUAAAGAUGAAAAUACCACUAUACAGUCUUCCAACAGUGUCCUACCUCAGCGUAAACCCACCGCCCCAAAUGACCUCAGAGCCCCAAGUAAGACGAAAGACAGUCUGCACCCUCAUGGACGGGUGGGCUCACGGGCGCCGGGAGAUAACUCCCAGCUCAGCCAGGAUCAAGGAGCAGGUGUCCCAGAGCAGUUCACUGGCCUCCUGCACGGAUCUUCUCCCGUCUUCGACUGCCGUGAGGAGCCCUUCAGGCUUCCAGGUGCUCUGCCGCCCAACCAAGGCCAUCCAGAAACACGGAAAGCUGCCAAAGUAAAAGAGGAAGUGACAGCAGCUGCACCCCAGCCUAGCCGUCCCAGUAUGGCCGCCAUCCUGACAGACUGUGAUCCAAAAGCAAUUUAUGCGACUGUGAACAAAGAACCCCGGGACUCAGGGGCUGGCGCGGUAUCUUCGGUCAGGAUGCGCCCUCCUGGAGACCUGAAACUGGCUCGCAGCCUCUCCAAAUCUGACUCGGACUUGCUCGUGUCGCCUCCUAGUGAGGAGGAAGGAGGACUGGGAAACCGUAGCGAGUCUGUUUCUAAUUGUAGCACUGGCAAGAAGAGGCUAGAGAAAUCUCCCUCUUUCACCUCAGAAUGGGACGAGACACAGCGGACUUCAUCCUCCACAAAACAACGAAGAUCAAAUUCCUUUGACAGCAUCGAGAAGAUCAUGACACUGAUUGGUGCGGGCAUCGAUUUUUCUAGAGAUCAGCAUUAUGCUACACCAGCAGGUGCUGCAGGCCGGCUGCUGGACCAGCCUGUGGGAGACUGGCUGGAGCACGUGGGGCUGCCGCAGUACGAGAGCAAACUACUCCUGAACGGGUUUGACGACCUGCACUACAUGGGGUGCAAUGUAAUGGAGGACCAGGACUUAAGAGAGAUUGGAAUCACAGACCCAAGCCACAGGAAGAAGAUCCUGCACGCAGCACGUUCGUUACCAAAGGUAAAAGCACUGGGCUGUGAUGGCAGCAGCUCCCUGUCCUCCUGGCUGGAGAAUCUGGGCCUGCAUGAGUACCUACACAACUUCCUGGCGAGCGGGUACCGAACUCUGGACUGUGUCAAAAACCUGUGGGAGCUGGAGAUUGUCAAUGUGCUAAAGAUUACCCUGCUUGGUCACAGGAAACGUAUCAUUGCUUCUUUAGCCGAGAGGCCUUAUGAGGAGCCUCCAGUCAAACCUCCUCGCUUGUCUCAGAUCAGGUGCCAAGACCUGCCUGGAUCGCAGACCUCGUCUCCGCUCAGUCAUAUGGAGCCCUACACAGGACGCUCAAUGGACCCUCUGCUGCCUCUGGGAGAACCAGGGAGGAAAAAAGCACCAGAUAGCGACUAUGACGUUACCCAAAGACAUCGCAGUGAACGACACAGGCCUCACGAGCGGCAUGAGGACUGGCAUCGAGAGCCCCGUCUCACCCUGCGGCCUCCUAGUUUAGCAGCGCCGUAUGCUCCGGUCCAGAACUGGCAUCACCAACCUGAGAAACUCAUCUUUGAAUCCUGCGCCUAUGAAGCCAAUUACCUUGGAUCGAUGCUCAUUAAGGAUCUCAGAGGUACUGAGUCCACGCAGGAUGCUUGUGCCAAAAUGCGGAGGUCAACAGAACAAAUGAGGAAAGUCCCAACUAUUGUCCUUUCAAUCACGUAUAAGGGUGUAAAGUUCAUCGAUGCAGCCAACAAGAACAUCAUAGCAGAGCACGAGAUCCGAAACAUCUCUUGUGCAGCCCAGGACCCGGAGGACUUGUGCACGUUUGCCUACAUCACUAAGGACCUGCAGACCAGCCAUCAUUACUGCCAUGUCUUCAGCACAGUAGACGUGAACCUGACCUAUGAGAUUAUACUGACGUUGGGACAGGCGUUUGAGGUAGCUUAUCAGCUGGCUCUGCAGGCCCAGAGGACCAAACAGCACCAGAACCUUCCAGUGGGAGCCGGUUCAGACGUCAUUGAGACCAAGUCCAGCCGACCUGUGCCCAAACCGCGAGGCAGCGUCCGGAAGUCUGGGGGUGACAUUGUGGACCAUGAGGGGGAUUCUCAGUCCCAGGGCAGCGCCACGUGGCUCGUGGACCCAAAGGAAUCCAAGCGCACUAUCAGCACUAAGUACGAGACCACCAUAUUCUGAGUGGACCCCGCUUCCUCCUGGGCCCGGUCUCACCUUUCCUCCUUCCCCUCCUUUUGUGUGCCUUUCACUGUGACUCUGCCUCUCUCUCUCUCUCCGGCCGGACCUCUGCCCUUCCCCGCCUCCCCCCAGCCAUCGCUCGUGUCCUCCUCUGACAGCACCACAACCCGUGACAAUUAACCGACUUCUGUUGCUCCCUCGUUAUGUUAAAUUACCGCCACUCCUGUGCUUUUAACUGAUGAUUAGUGCAACCCUUCCACCUUGUCGACCCUCUUCCUGGCUGGUUAUCGCUCACCCUACGAGCCUGACACACACCUCCACUGUUAUUCUCCUCUGUUUACCUUGAUUUGCUUCCUCAACUCUGUGUACAAUGCUUCCUCCUUUCGACCUUCAACAUCCCUCUGUUUGCUGUUGGUGAUGAGCUCUUUCUUUUCUUGGUGCUUUUCCAGCUCUAUUAGGCGACGGCCGCUUUGAGGCUUUUCACUCUGAUCUUUCAACUCCCGACUCCUCCGAGUGCUGAGAAAAAUCUGAUUUACCACAGCCAAGAGUGACCCACUGCACACAUCCUGUACGUGGAUGGACAUGUUUCCUGAGGAAACUGUGAAACUGAUCCUGUAAUUCUAUGCAUCAGUUGGACUUUACUGUUCCAGUUCAGUGGGAUGCAGGUGUCAUAGAGGCUGCACACAGGAUUAACUAAGGGAGAGGUUUUUCCACUGUCAGCUGUCUGCGUGAAGCCAAAGGAGGCUAAGAUCAUAGCACUGUGAUAAGGUUCUUUCAGAGCUAAUGAAGUAAGCAUUUUGGGGAUUUUCCCAAGGGGGGCAGAGUAGGGCACAGAAGUAUGAUAUGGACCUGCAUGUUAGUGGUCCUUGUUGCUCCAGAAAACAGGCAGUCUGUCCAUCAAAGCACCAGGAUUUCAACCUGGUGCUUCUUCUGGAGUCAACAAACUAUAGCUAAGCACUUUUACCAAAUCCCCAAGUGUGUAAGAACAAGUGCAUUCUCCUUUGUCUUGUCUUAUUUUUCUCUUCUUUUCACAACAAAUGCCUUCUGUGUUCAUCCUGUCUGCAUUGCCUUUCGUCUUUUUUGCCAGUGCAACAAAUGGUGAAUAUUUUACACCUGCUGGUGAAAACAGUUAAUGAUUAUAAAAGGGGGGUAAUUCAUUACUAUCAUGCCGUUUGUGUGCAUCAGUUUGCUGUUGUUUUUCCUUUAUUUUAACUUCACUGCUUUGUGUGCGUGUGUGUCUGUGUCCCUUCCCUAUAGCUGAACACUGUGGACACUCCCAGUCAGUAAGAAAGGACAGGAAUGAGCCCUGUUGCAUGGUGGGUAGGAGGUUUUGUUGGAAAAGUGACCCAGUUUCCGUGCAGCAGAUCACAUCACCGGUGGGAGUCGUGCUCACCACAGUAACACACGGGCCUGGAGACACAGAGCUUUCAUCACCACAGGCUCCAUCAGGUCGUCCGACUCCAUCACUCCACACAUUUAGCAUCCUGUCCAUCAGACAGUGACGGUUGCUCCGUGCGUCACGGGAGUCAGACGUAUUUUCUCUUUGCGUUUCCUGAUAAAUGAAUCAUUGCCUCUCUCACAAUGAGUUUGUGUUUACUCUUUCAGGAAAUGUACCUGCAGGUUUCAAUGCAGAGCUUGUGGUAAAAGGGGAAGUAGCAGAGAUAAGGAGCAUCAACCUUUUUUGUUUGUAUUAUGAUACCAGACCCGAGACCUCACACUGUAGGUAGACAGACACUCCUUCCUGGAUUGUUCAGACAUUGUAGCUUCUGUUAACGACCAUCAGCUUAUGUACAUGUGUAACUGUGAUAAACAAUGUAAUCUUGCAUGGGAGGAACUGACACUACAAAGACUGUUUUAUAGUAAUGUAACACAGGAUGGCUUUUAUUUGAUUUGAAAGUUGUGUCCUUUAUUUUUGUCGGUUUUAAUUGUUUUAUAGGACAGUGAUGUGUCCUAAUGCUGAAACUGGAUCAGGUGUGGUUCACUUCAGUUCUCUCUCUCUUUCCCUGCUCCUUUGUUCAGCUAAUCUUGACAAGAUUAUUCAUAAAAACCUGCCAUGCAGGCUGGUACGACUUUAGAUUUUUAGGUGCAGAACAGAACAAUAGGGCACAGCAUGUUUCUCUAGCUAACUCCCAAUAUGUCGACUGUUAAUGGUACUGUUUGGUCCACCAAUGUGUGUAUAUGAGUAUGUAGUCAGGUCAUUUUGAUUUAACUGUUGUAUGUGUGGUACGUCGUCCAGCCAGUACGAUAACUCCAUGGUACACUGUCUUCAGCUCGCUGGUGUCGGCACCUUCAGCCAUCAGCUCGGUCCUGUCCUGCUUUUGCACAUUGCUGAGGAUCAAGAGAGAUCUUCUGGGACUAAUCUGAUGACCACAAUGAUGAGAAUGAUAUUGUACAUGAAUUCUAGCGGUCUGUAUUUUGAUACUUGAAUGAUUUUUGCUUUUAUAGAUAUCUAUAUAUAUAUAUAUAUAUAUAUCUAUAUAUGUAUAUGUAUGUAUGUACGUAUGUAAUUUUGACGUUUGUCAAAAGAGAGAAAAGGACUAUGUCUUAUAAAGUUAAACAUAUCGUGAUUAAAUACCCUGUGAUUUAAAAAAAAAAAAAAGGCUGAGAAAAUGACUCAGAAGAGGGACCUCAAUUCAGAAAAAAAAAGAUUGUAAAUAAUCUUGGGCUUCCAGUCUUUUUUAUGAUUAUUUUUCAUAAUUGUACAACUAAUAAAUGGCGCCGUUAGAA